This is a messenger RNA of Syngnathus typhle (broad-nosed pipefish), 5350 nucleotides long. It is a transcript of the gene atp2a3, whose product is annotated as ATPase sarcoplasmic/endoplasmic reticulum Ca2+ transporting 3. Gene Ontology annotation, cellular component: membrane. Gene Ontology annotation, molecular function: P-type calcium transporter activity; ATP binding; ATP hydrolysis activity. Gene Ontology annotation, biological process: intracellular calcium ion homeostasis; calcium ion transmembrane transport. The coding region runs from base 301 to 3414 and encodes 1037 amino acids. The transcript has 20 exons. Lineage: Eukaryota; Metazoa; Chordata; Actinopteri; Syngnathiformes; Syngnathidae. The record is from RefSeq and is a predicted model, not a curated record.
CAACACAUGAGAGAGAGAGGCGGACGGGUGGUGCACGUCAACCAGCCGGCGUAGCACACCUUCACUUGUAGAUGAGGUCCACUUCAGGCGAUCAUUUGAAGCAGAGUGCGUCACGACGAUCAGGAUUGCCGCUUCUUCCUCAGGUGGGCCAAGUUGAUCUCCUACAAGGAGACGCUUCUGCGGAAACCCAACCAGCAGCAGCACCUCGCUCGUCCUCAUCCACCACCACCACACAAGCGCCUGAGUAGAUGUUCAAGUCCAUGCAUCUCCUCAUCUAAGCGCCAAAUUGUGUCCGCCGAGAUGGAAAACGCGCACACGAAACCAGCGAGUGAAGUUUUAGACUUUUUCGGCGUGAAUGAAAACACCGGAUUGACUCAGGAGCAAGUUAAAGUGCAAUUGGAGAAAUAUGGGCCGAACGAGCUCCCUGCUGAAGAAGGAAAGUCCCUGUGGGAACUGGUGAUGGAGCAAUUUGAAAACCUUCUGGUCAGGAUCCUGCUUCUCGCCGCCUGCGUCUCCUUUGUGUUGGCUUUGUUUGAAGAGGGAGAGGAGUCGGCCACCGCCUUUGUCGAGCCUGUCGUCAUCCUCCUCAUCCUCAUCGCUAACGCCGUCAUUGGUGUCUGGCAGGAACGAAAUGCCGAGAAUGCCAUCGAGGCGCUUAAGGAGUACGAACCCGAGAUGGGCAAAGUGUACCGCAUGAACCGGAAGGCGGUGCAGAGAAUCAAAGCCAGGGACAUCGUUCCGGGUGACAUCGUAGAGGUGGCGGUGGGUGACAAAGUUCCAGCCGACAUCAGAUUGACCUCCAUCACGUCCACCACGUUGAGAGUGGAUCAAUCCAUCCUCACAGGGGAGUCUGUGUCCAUCAUCAAACACACUGACCCGGUUCCUGACCCGAGAGCUGUCAAUCAAGACAAGAAGAACAUGUUGUUUUCGGGCACCAACAUCGCUGCCGGUCGGGCCAUAGGUGUCGUCGUGGCGACCGGCGUUGCCACGGAAAUCGGCAAAAUCCGCAAUCAGAUGGCGUCGACCGAACAAGACAAGACGCCGCUGCAGCAGAAGUUGGAUGAAUUUGGCGAGCAGCUCUCGAAGGUCAUCUCACUCAUCUGCGUGGCUGUGUGGGUGAUCAAUAUCGGCCACUUCGGGGACCCGGUCCACGGCGGCUCCUGGAUGCGGGGAGCUAUCUAUUACUUUAAGAUAGCCGUGGCUUUGGCCGUGGCCGCCAUCCCCGAAGGCCUGCCUGCCGUCAUCACCACCUGCCUGGCCCUCGGGACCCGCCGCAUGGCCAAGAAGAACGCCAUUGUGAGGAGUCUGCCCUCGGUGGAGACCCUGGGCUGCACCUCCGUUAUCUGCUCGGACAAGACGGGGACCCUCACCACCAAUCAAAUGUCUGUCUGUAGAAUGUUUGUGGUGGACAAAUUGCAGAAUUCAAGCUGCACCUUGCACGAGUUCUCGAUAACAGGAUCCACAUAUGCACCUGAAGGUCAAAUACUGAAAGGAGAGCGGGCAGUCCAGUGUGGAGACUAUGAUGGACUCUUGGAGUUGGCCACCGUGUGUUCCAUGUGCAAUGACUCCUCAUUGGACUACAAUGAGGCCAAAGGAGUUUACGAGAAAGUGGGAGAAGCCACAGAGACUGCUCUUACCACCUUGGUGGAGAAAAUGAACGUCUUCAAAACGGACCUUUCCGGACUCAGCAAGGUGGAACGUGCUGGGGCCUGCAACUCGGUGAUCAAGCAACUGAUGAAGAAGGACUUCACAUUGGAGUUCUCUCGAGACCGAAAGUCCAUGUCAGUUUACUGCACGCCAGUCAAGCCGGGUUCUCAGAGCAAGAUGUUUGUCAAGGCACGGAACAAUCAUACGAUUCCAGAAUUUUCUUUUCCUUUCUGUCAUUUUCUAAUGUCUCCUUUUGCCUGUAUAGUCAAUUGUAGUCUUUUUCAACAGGGCGCCCCGGAAAGCGUCAUUGAUCGAUGUCAGUACAUGCGGCUGGGAACUGGCAAGGUGGCGCUGACACCGGACUUGCGUGACCAGCUCAUGUCCAAGGUCCGGGACUGGGGAACGGGGAGGGACACCCUGCGCUGUCUGGCUCUGGCCACCCGUGACGUUCCACCACGCAAAGAGGACAUGGACUUGGAGAAUUCCAGCAAGUUUGUGGACUAUGAGUUGAGCCUCACGUUCAUCGGCUGUGUGGGCAUGCUGGACCCCCCGAGGAACGAAGUCAUAGGCUCCAUCAAACUCUGCAACGAGGCAGGUAUUCGUGUGAUCAUGAUCACGGGGGACAACAAGGGCACAGCGGUGGCCAUCUGCAGGCGCAUCGGCAUCUUCGGCGAGAACGAAGAGGUGACGGGAAAGGCCUACACCGGCCGCGAGUUUGAUGAUCUAUCGCCGGAAGCCCAGAAAGAGGCUGUGAAACGGGCACGAUGUUUUGCACGCGUGGAGCCGGCUCACAAGUCGAAAAUUGUCGCAUACCUGCAGUCCUUUGAGGAGAUCACUGCCAUGACUGGAGAUGGUGUGAAUGACGCUCCCGCCCUGAAGAAAGCAGAGAUUGGCAUCGCAAUGGGAUCGGGUACAGCCGUGGCCAAAUCGGCCUCGGAGAUGGUACUUUCUGACGAUAACUUCUCCACCAUCGUGUCUGCCGUGGAGGAGGGCAGAGCCAUCUACAACAACAUGAAGCAGUUCAUCCGAUACCUUAUCUCCUCCAACGUGGGCGAAGUCGUAUGCAUCUUCCUGACAGCCAUCCUGGGUCUCCCCGAGGCUCUGAUACCAGUCCAGUUGUUGUGGGUCAAUCUGGUGACUGAUGGUCUGCCCGCCACCGCCUUGGGUUUCAACCCUCCCGACCUGGACAUCAUGAACAAACCUCCUCGUAAUGCCAAAGAACCUCUCAUCUCAAGAUGGCUUUUCUUCCGCUACUUGGCCAUUGGAGGCUACGUGGGUUUCGGGACAGUGAGCGCCGCCACGUGGUGGUACCUAUUUGAUGAAGAAGGGCCACAAGUGACUUUUUAUCAGCUGCGACACUUCAUGCAGUGCACCGAGGACAACCCUGUGUUUCACGGAAUCGAUUGUGAGGUCUUUGAAUCCCGCUACCCCACCACCAUGGCGCUGUCCGUGUUGGUUACCAUCGAGAUGUUCAACGCCCUCAACAGUUUGUCUGAGAACCAGUCCCUCCUCAGAAUGCCUCCCUGGGUCAAUAUUUGGCUACUGGGAGCCAUUGUCCUUUCUCUCUCCCUCCACUUCUUAAUCCUUUAUGUCGAGCCAAUGCCACUGAUCUUCCAGGUGACCCCUCUCCGUUGGUCUCAGUGGAUGGUGGUCCUGAAAAUUUCAAUCCCUGUCAUCCUCCUGGAUGAGGCACUAAAAUUUAUAUCCAGACAUUAUCUUGAAGGUGAUGAAGAGACCAAGUACCGGAGGAGAUGGCAGAAGGAUUAAGUCGUCUCCCUCAAACGCGCUUCGACACAGGCCUCUCUUCUUCUAUUUUUCAUCAUUCCCCACUCCUGCGUGUCGGUUGAACCCCCACGACGCAUUUAAGUGGCAUGCGUGCCUGAGAACCGACGUGCGAGAAAAAGAAGGCAGCUGCGAGCUUUUGGCUUAAAUGUGAGUGAAUGCACAAAACGGUUUGAAAUGUCUGCAUUUUUUUUUUUUUUAGUUCAGUACAGUGCAAACUUUGCGGUGCCUUCGCUGGACAAGGCAGGGUGGGUGUUAGAGAAGCCUAAAUGAGCACAGGGAUGGAUAGGCGAUUGUUGAUUGGUGGGAAAAAUCUGGCUCGUGGGCAGAACCGUGCAUGUUUGUGUCUGCUUGUGUGUCCACAAUAAUCUGGUGGUACUGCCCAAGCUUCUGCAAAUCUCUUUUCUAUCAGUAAUGAUCAUCACAGUAAAGCUUCCUUGUCAUUCUUCAUCUCUGCCAUCAUUACCAAAGUUUUGCAGAGAUCUGACGCCAUUUGUCUUGAGCACUGAGAUGAUCCAGCUGAAGGUGUGAAUAGCUUCACUGCUUUAUUGGCGGGCCCAUCUUAAAAAUAGCACACUGUAGUUUUUUUUUGCAAGUGGUGUAUAUAAACUUUUUAUUUUAUUUAUACUACAAGCUGGUAGAUGUUACAGAGUCCAACGAUGUAAGUUAAAGAAUGGCAAGUGGACUGCUCGAAAUAAUGAUUGAAUCACGCCAUGCCUUAUAGAGCCAGCCCCACCGCACCUCCACUUUGAGCAAGUGGUGAAAAUGAAUGUCUUGCCAGCACUCUAAUUGUGUGUUUUUUGUUUGUUUUUACUCACCGCAACCUUUAGUGUGCACCCCAAAAAGUGAGUUGUUGGUCGUGAGGGUGUCUAAGAAGCUUUUUGUGCACACUGCUCUUUCGCUUGUUCUCGGUCUUUUAGCAAUUGAUCUAAUUAAAUAAUGUGUUUGACUGAACGAGCAUGCGGGGUUAACAUUGUGUCUUUUAGCUCUUAAUUAUUCAUUUCAUUUCGGGUCCAGGUGAUUGCGUGUCUUUUUUUUUUUUCUUAUUCAAAAACAUCUUUGGCCCAAUUGCCGAAUAGUACCUGGAAAAAAAAAAUGUCAAGGACGGGGAAAGUGUUCCCAAUGAAUAUUUACAUCUGUUAAAAAAAAUAAAUAAAAAAUAGCAUCAAGUUUUCAACAAGAAAAAGUGAAAGACUCGACAGAGGUCUUUUCAUGCUUCUCAACUACUGAGUCCUGAUUUCUGUACAGAAGAUGAAUAUAUGAUUGCAUGGAAUCAUGUUACUGUAAUAAUAACAAUCCAUACAGUAUGCUAUACAGCAUCCAGAUUAUUUGGGGGGGGGGGAUAUUAAUGACAUUUUUUUUCUCUCUUCGCCACUUCUUACUUUUUUGUAGACUAGAGGUUGAUUUUGUCAUUUCCGUUUGGUUUUUACAUUUACUUGCGGGGGUGGAUGUGUGACUGUAGGGGAAGAAUACGGGAUGGAUAGCGUUUGAGAAUCAUGACCUAACUUGAUGAUGAUGCUGUUCAUUUCAGUUUGCUAGUUUGAGGUCAGUCAAAAAUUUAUGUGAACUGAACUGUGGUUUACACUGAGCGAGAAAUAGUGGUGGAUCUUGGCUCGUGAUGUUUUACGGCUGGCUGUACAGUGAAGGGCUUAGUGGGACGGACGCAGGCUCUAGAGACUCGACUGUCCUCCGAAUUUAGACUCACCCAGCAUCUUGGAUAAGCUUGUUUUCAAACAGCAGGGGGCGAUGUGGUUAGUAUCGGAAGCAGUGAACGAUUGGCAUUUUUUUAAGAAAAGUCUUUAGAGCCCGACUUUCACCUGAAAAAUGGAAAAUUGUCUGUAUUGCCUUGUUAAUAUUGAAUGUAGACGCAUAAUUUUAUAAAUAACAAAGAUGUGGAAAUAAACAUUAUUUAUCUUCUUUA